Messenger RNA from Danio rerio (zebrafish), 2218 nucleotides. NCBI's taxonomy places the organism in Eukaryota, Metazoa, Chordata, Actinopteri, Cypriniformes, Danionidae. The record is from RefSeq and is a predicted model, not a curated record.
AAAUGAAUGCAUUAAUGAUUUCUUCAGCUCUGUGUGUUCUAGAGCAGUGGAUCCAUGAAUUUUGAACUUCUUUUACUGUUGUAGCGGUGCGGGAUCAGCAGGAAUGAGUCAGGAAUGCUGAUUAAUGAGUGAUUAAUUCUGUUUAUUGCAUGCUCUCUCCUAUAAUUAGUGCAGACAGUUGUGUGAAAGAUGAAUGCAUGCUCGUGAUGCUGGACCCUCAAACAGGCAACAGAAGAAGAACAGCUGAUUCUGGAGGGUUGAACAUGAGAUCUUUCACAAAUCGCUGAAAUGAGAAAUGCAGAAUUCUUAACACACACACACACACACACACACACACACACACACACACACACACACACACACACACACACAGUCCUCAGAAUGACCAGAAGAUGGUAAUAAUGGCGUUAACUGUAAGAGGCAUUUGUAGACUGCUGAUAUGCUUUGUUUGAUUAAUGUGAAAGGUGUGUGUGUGUGUGUGUGUGUGUUUGUGUUUGUGUCUAGAUGAUCAGAGCGCCUCCCGCCGGUAAAACAUGGCACUGCCGGUCCCGGAGCGGCUGGAGGAUAACCGGAGGAUUAAAAGCACCGCAUUGUCUGCAUCCCCGAUGGCGACCGAAUGCAGCCAGCACGCGGUGUUACGCUUUAUCGAGGAGAGAGGAGGACGCGUGAAGAACGGGGAUUUGGCGGAUUAUUUUCGAGCGGCGAUACCACAAGAGCCCGCGCUGAAACAAGAGGCGAGAGAAGCCUUUAAACGUCACGUAGACACCGUGGCUUACGUGAAGGAGGAGAAUGGCGAGAAAUACGUUUGCCUAAGGAAGAGAUUUUGGGGAUGCCCGCGGAGCGCCGGGGGAGAGCGGGCGGACACCGAUGACCCUGCACCGGCAGCACGGGCCCGGACGCUCAGCUCAGGUUACGGAACUGCUGAUGCUGGAGGCGCAGAAACACACCCGCAUAUUUCUGAAGAGGGUGUGAACGGCGGAACACCAGCUGAACUCCGCGCGCACAUGGAGAACUCAGACAGCAACAGAUCCGCCGAACAGCGGCCGAAAGCAGCCGAGCAGCCGGAGGAGAGAGCCGCGGCCACGGGGGGGGAGGAGCGCGAUGGACCGGAGAGCCCCGGGUGGGUCGGCAGCAGCCCGGCGGAGCAGCAGCGGGACUCCGGUGAGUCCCCGGGCAGGUGCAGGGAGUGUCCGCGGGCCGACAGCGACUAUGAGGCCGCCGCGGUGACGCUAGAGCCGCUGGAGCACGCAUGGAUGAUGAGCGCGUCUGACGGGCACUGGGAGAGCCUGCGCCCGCUGCUGGACACCGAACCCGCGCUCGUGGCUCGGAAAGACUUUGUGACGGGCUUCACUUGUCUGCACUGGGCCGCGAAACUUGGCAAACACGAGCUGAUCGUCUUGCUCGUUCGGUUCGCCAGAGAACACCGGGUCUCCGUUAACGUGAACGCGCGCUCCAGCGCCGGAUAUACGCCUCUCCACCUGGCGGCGAUUCACAACCACCUGGAGGUCGUCAAACUGUUAGUCGGAGCGCUUGACGCGGAUGUGGAAGCUCGGGAUUACUACGGCAGAAAAGCGUGUCAGUACCUGAAGAGCGACGUUGCGCAAAACAUCCUGGAGAUCGCGGGGGCGUGCGCAGAGGCGGAGGGCGCGUGCGCGGGAGAGGCAGAGGGAGAGGCGGGCCGCUGGAGGCUGUCGAGGGUUCUGCAGUCCAGCUUCAGGCCUCUGAGGAUCCAGAACCAGGACUGCAGCGAUGAGGACAGCGUGGCCAAGCAGAAACCCCUGCGCAGAAAAUCCUCCUUUACUAAGAUGAAGCCCAGAGUCCGGCUGCGGGCACAGAUAGUCCACAGCACCUCUCUGAUGGACAGGUUUGAGAAAGAAGAAUCUCCAAAGCUCUCCAGACCCAAAUCUAACCUGUUCGGCUGACUGUGCAGAUCAGCAGUGUGUUUUAAGAGCAGCGCAGGACUGAAGUCAGACUGUGUGUCAGUACCGCUGAACACUGUCGGGGCUCCGGGAUGUUGUGUGGGCUUUUACACCGCUGAAUGAACAUGAUAAUGGUGUGUUAAUCAUGAUCAAUAUUGCUGGAAUAAUAGACUUUACAGAAGAGGAGAGAAGUGUGCUGUUUACAGAAACUAUGAGGACACGAGUUACUGAGAUCAGACAGGGCCGAGGCUUAAAGUUCACAUUUUAAUGUCAAUAAAUUGAAUCUUGUUUGAAAUAUU